AUGGAGGAAAAUGUUUUCCGUUGUGAAAUCACUUUUUGGGUGAUUUUCGAGUGUUUGGUUGGGUAUGAAAACAGUUGGUGUCUGCUGAUAGAUUCUCCUGAUGAGAAAAAUAUUUCUGUGAUUCCUGUUGUUGGACUCGGAGGGCUUGGAAAUACCACACUUGUUAAGCUGGUUUAUAACAAUAAUAGGAUAGUUCAGAAUCUUGAUCGGAGAAGUUUUUUGGAAGAUUUUAGUCUGAGUAAGGUAAUUGAGAAAAUUCUGAGGUCUGCAAUAGGAGAAAGUUUUGGCCACCUAGAUAUGGACCAAUUACAAAGUCAUUUGAGUGAGGUUAUGCAGUUGAAAAGUAAGAUGGCUGCUUUGAUUACUGGAACAAUCCCACCUUACUAUUUGGGAGGUCUUGCUGAUGAUGCCUGCUUACCUUUAUUCUUGAAAUGUGCAUUUGGAGGGCAGGACAAUUUGUUUCCUUAUCUAGUAGAAAUAGGAGUGCCUUUGGCUGUGAAAACCUUGGGAAGUGCUUUGCCUAUUGCUCUAUGUUAUCCAAAGCUCAAGAAACUCCAAGGGAGGACUUCGUCAACCACUGGAUUGCUCAGGGAUUUAAACAGAAACAUGAAGUUGGAAGAUAUUGGUAAUCAGUACUCUGUUGAGUUGCUAUUAAGUGGUUCUGAAUACUUAAAUCUGAAAUGUAAUGCUUCUGUGGUUUCUGAAAGAGUUGCCAAGAGACUUUGGAAAGUUAAUCAGCUUGAAGACCUUGUAUUUGGAGUUAUAUCUUUUUAUAAAUUGGAGGCAGGCUUGAGAUUUUCCAAUUGUGUGUCUGCCGUAAUCCCAACCCUUGUCCAAUUGCUGGCCUCAUCUUCUGCCAGUAAUGUGGAGAGUACAAUUCUUCUAUUGAUGAGAUGCAGACAGUUCCAAAUAGAUGACUCAGAGGAUUGCCUCCGGAAAAUGUUUGCCACUGCACCACACCUACAGGUAUUUUCACAGGACAAAGCAAUUUACGAAGCUGUUGAGAAUGCUUUCGUUACAAUUUUUGUAAGGAAGAACCCAGUUGAAACUGAAGCCGUAGAUUCAAGUAUUGGAGAUCUUGCUGCUCUGGAGUUGAUAGUUGGAGCCUUGGUGUCAAAAGGCGAUAUAACUGUUAAGUUUGGCAGAAAUCUUUUGUCCCACAUCG
Molecule: messenger RNA, 1165 nt
Organism: Nicotiana tabacum (common tobacco)
Lineage: Eukaryota; Viridiplantae; Streptophyta; Magnoliopsida; Solanales; Solanaceae
Source: RefSeq, a predicted model, not a curated record